CAGUAUGAGGAUGUGCUGUGUCCUCCGGUGCAGUGUUCUUUGUACCUGCUCCGGCUACACCACCAUGUCCCGCUCUGCAGUCACCAGAGAUGCAGUGGUCGGCAUAGGUGUACUUGGGGUCACCUUCGCUGCGGGUGUCUACAUUGGAGCACAACAACAAAAAUCACGGUGGUGCUGGAUCUGGCACAUCACAGACGACAACAUCUGACUGCACUGCUAUCCGAUGGGGAUCCAUCAUGGAGCCUGGCAGGCUGCAACAUUUUGUCCAGCCUUUCUGAUGAUCGGCCCCUAACACAGAUGUGAUAAAAGCCUUAUGUGUUCUGUAGAAUCAGAUGUACUACAGCAGCUGAGAUGUGUAUUAUUAUGUUCCACUGCAGAUGAGGAAAAAGAUACUUCAUGUAUCGAAGAAAAAAGUCCCAGAAAAUGUUUGAGGGUGCAGAUGACCCACGGAGAACAUAUCUAUUGCGAUUAUCUCUCAGAGAGCAUCCAUCUGCGAAAAAAUUAUGUCAGUAUCUUUUACGGACCACUUCUCAGGAUGUUAGCAGUGAUGCUGUCCAACUGUUGGCAAAUCUGGCUAAGCUUAUUAAUUCUAAGAACAUUUUGGAAAUGGGGUGCAGCUAUGGCUAUAACCCCUUGGUCCUUGCCUUGGUGUUGCCAUCUGAUGGAAAGCUAAUUGCACAUGUGCGAGAGACAGAAGAUAUAAGUCAUGCAAGGGAAUUUUGGAGAGAGGCUGCCGUAGACAAUAAGAUUCAGGUGGAAGUAAAGUCUGAAGAACAAACACUGGAUGGCUUACUCUCUGCCGGAGAAGUGGGGACAUUUGAUAUAAUCUUUAUAAAUAUGUAUGGUCUAACAAACUGCAGAAAAUGUUAUGAGAAGUGCCUGCGUCUGUUGAAGAGCAGAGGAGUACUGGCCAUAGAUGGGGUGCUGUGCAACGGAGCAGUCCUAAAAAAGAACUCCAUGACAGACAAGGUACAAAGCAUACAGCAGAUGAAUGAAGCCAUUUUAAGGGAUGCCCGUGUUUUCCUAAGUAUACUACCUCUUGCUGAUGGACUGAUGCUCUGUUUUAAGCUUUAGCAUCACUUACCAUCCCCUCAAGAAGAAAAUCAGUACAUUGCUUCUGAAAAUACUACAGUCCCAAGGCUCAAGGAUACAGCUAUAUUAUGGAACCAUAAAAUGCAAAACAUGGUGUAAAUACAGUAGAUUUUUACAUAGAAACGUGCCUGCAAUUUCAUGAUGCAAGUUUUUCCCAUGAAAAUGCUGACAAUUAAAGGAACAUUUCAUAAAACAAUGGGCAUUUUGGGGAAACACUACUGUACUCUGCUUGCUAAAUGUUUAAAGACACAUUAACCACAAACAAUAGUAUACUGUACAUUUGAGAAAACUAUAGUAACUUUCAGUAAAUAGGAGGGAAUAUAUCAAGUCUGAACACAUGUGGACUUUUGCACAUUUGUAACUUUUUGGAAUUUUCUGCUGGUCACAAAUAAAAAAGUGGAUAAGGUUGAAAAAAAACACAGGUCCAUUAAGCUCAACCCUUUUCAGACCAAUUAUACAACAUUAUUUGUUACAUUAGUUAUAAUCCUCAGUGCUGUUUGCUGUUAGAUAAGCAUCUACCCCCUUUAAUCCGUUUACCCCAGAAAAUUGUUGUACAUUAUAGCUGAAAUCUGUUUUACCCAUAGCUGGCGAUUUUGAUUUGUGGCAAACAGCCAAAGAUGAACCAAAAUUUAUCAAAACUUGUCUCUUAAUAAAUUCUGAAUAUCUUACUCCAAA
Bufo gargarizans (Asiatic toad) is the source of this 1767-nucleotide messenger RNA. It is a transcript of the gene COMTD1, whose product is annotated as catechol-O-methyltransferase domain containing 1. Gene Ontology annotation, molecular function: O-methyltransferase activity; S-adenosylmethionine-dependent methyltransferase activity. NCBI's taxonomy places the organism in Eukaryota, Metazoa, Chordata, Amphibia, Anura, Bufonidae. The coding region runs from base 397 to 1074 and encodes 225 amino acids. The record is from RefSeq and is a predicted model, not a curated record. The transcript has 8 exons.